AUGCGUUUUCACCUACUUCCACCUCUCUUCUCAAUUUCAAUACUCAUCUUAACCUCCAAAGUCUCAUGCUGGUACCUCCUAACCCUUCGGUCAGACCGUAGAUGGACCGCGAAUAACAAACCCGUCUCAACAUCCUGGCUUCGAGAAAUUAACAGUUUGACGGAAUGUGUUCCGAACCAAAAUAAUAGGAAUAAACCUGUCGUCAUCGAUGCUGUUGCUCUUUAUAACCGUCCGGGGACCACUAUCGCCCGCGGCGUCGCAAUCUACGCGAACUCUUAUUGUGGGAUUAAGAACCCCAAUUCUAGAGAGUCUGUGAAAAUCGGGACUCAUGUGCCGGAUAUAUUAUUACUCCCCGAUCAGAAUAAAUUGGAAGGUAUUCACCUUUUCGACCUGAAGGGGAUUGGAGUUGAAACCAACGGGAAAUUUUAUCGUGCUAUUGAUCCUGUGGAGGAAGUUAGAUUUUUCGAUGGAUUAUUAUGGGAGUCCGAAUCGAAACCCGGUGUUUAUUGGUGGGAUGGGGCGGGGACUUGGAAAAGGAUAAGACAUUUGGGAGAUGAAAGAAGGGUUAAGUAUGUCGAUGGGGGUAUAGCGGAUCACCUGAUCUCUACGUCGGCAUUGUAUGAUUAUGUUAGGCUUUUAUUGGAGUUUUUUAUUAAUCCUGAACGUAUGGGAGAUGAAGAGGAGGCUUUGAAAGGGUAUAAACGUAUUGCGGAAAAGCAGGCGAUCGAUGGACCUCCGUCUGCCGUAAAUCGCAGGGUGCCGGCGAUUGCAAACCCAGCCGUUGUCAGUGAAUAUUUUCAACCGGAAUCGACUUCUGCACCUUCCACAUCUGCUGAAGGAAACCUUCAAGGGAAUGAUAAUGACCAGGCUGGCCAAAAACCACCCGCUGAGAAUACACGGGCGCAACAACCUCAACGUGCGGGGUAUCUACCACUGGUAUUACCAACGAUGCCAUUGCCAUUUACAUAUCUUCCUUGGGGGUAUGAACAAUUACAAAGUGGAUUAGAAAGUAUCCUCAAUAUAGAAGUAUUAAAAGGGAUACAGGAGAUACUUGGGAUCGAACGUUUGGCAAAUCCUGCCCCGUUUCGAGGGUUGGAGGGAGAUUCCGCGACGCAACCGGCACAGGCAACUGACGAGAUCAGGGAGAAUACUGGUCAAGAAUCGGCGCCUAAGGUUGCUAGUCGUAGAAAUGAGGAUGCAGUGCCAGGUGUGCAUAUUAGCCUAGACCUAGUUUCUGAAUCAGGGAAAAGGAAAGAUGAGGAAGUAAUCGUUAUUGAUGAAGAUGAAGAGGACAUUCCUGCUUUAGAAAAAAAGAGGAAGACUGAUUGA
This is a messenger RNA of Orbilia oligospora ATCC 24927, 1329 nucleotides long. RefSeq lists its product as uncharacterized. Bases 1 to 1329 code for a protein of 442 amino acids. Lineage: Eukaryota; Fungi; Ascomycota; Orbiliomycetes; Orbiliales; Orbiliaceae. The record is from RefSeq and is a predicted model, not a curated record. The transcript has a single exon.